AUGGCAGAUAACGAAAGCUCGUCACUGCAUCCGUCCCAAUCAGUGCCAAUUUCGACGUCGUCGAUUCGAUCCACAUCUCCUGCUCCGGAUGGCAGGCAGGCCUCAAUAGCCCGUCUGGCAUCGCCAGUACCUUCGUCCUUCGGGACGUCGCUAUCGUCUCGGCAAGGUCUCUCAACUGGCCGACCGAUCAGCACUCCUGUAUCGAAUGCCGAGCAUAAUUUCCGAGCUGUCGACAAUCCCUCCUCACUUCCCGGCCCGGGUCAGUCCAUCAUUGCCUCUCAGCUGCAGGAAAGCCUUGGUCGCUCGCCCCCGAGGUUCGGCACGCCCUCACGAAUCGCGGGGUCACCCUCGGCACUCCCGCCACUCGACAGUCGACCCGUGGCCUCCCAGUAUGGCUCCUUAGACACCAACAACAACCAUGGGUAUGACACCCCUGGGGCGGGUGCAAUUGAAGAUCCGGAGGUAGUGAAGAGACAUCUCGUCCUCCCGCAAACUGGCUCAGAGCAUCGGGAGACAGGCUCCGAACUCGGAACCAGCUAUGGCGACGAUGAGUUUUCCAGUCUGCAGCUGCAGGGUGGUGAUAUCACUCGUCAGGUCUACAGGUGGGCAGAGGAUGCCGACGCCGCACGGUUUGCUCGCAGCAAGAGUUUCAGCAUCAGUCGGCCCGCCCCUGAGGCCGAGACAGAAAAUUACCACACCAUACAGGUGCCAGGAGGGUUCCGCCGAGACUUCCUGCGGAGAUCUGCAGCCAGUCCACAACGUGGGAGUGUGCGAGGAUCGAACUCUGGAGUUGCGCCCUCACAGCCUCAGCUUCCGACGUCAAGCUUCCUGGAAUUUUUGACGCUAUAUGGUCACUUUGCGGGCGAGGAGCUGGAAGAGGACGACGAGGUCCUGGGCCCUGAUGAGUACUUUUCAUCCGAUACAUGGGAUGAACGUGAGGAGCCCAGAGAGGCUGGUGAAGAGGCGGCACUUCUUCAAGGAGAGGGUGCUGGUCGCAGAAAGCGGAAGCACAAGCAGCGUGCCCCUCCAGGAAAUACGUCCAUCACGGGUGCAGUCAUGCUGCUGCUCAAGUCUUUCGUGGGCACGGGAAUCUUGUUCUUGCCCCGUGCAUUUUUAAACGGCGGCAUGCUGUUCAGCAGCAUGGUGCUUCUGGGCGUGUCGAUCUUGAGUUACUACGCCUUUAUCCUGCUGGUCAAUACGCGCAUGAGGAUCGAAGGCUCAUUUGGUGACAUUGGUGGCAUUUUGUUUGGAAAACACAUGCGACGCAUCAUUCUUGGGUCCAUUGUGCUGAGCCAAUUGGGCUUUGUGGCGGCCUACAUUGUCUUUGUGUCGCAGAACUUGCAGGCGUUUGUUCUGGCUGUCAGCAAGUGCAAGAGCUUCAUUGAUAUCAAGUUCAUGGUGCUCCUGCAGCUGGUCAUUUUCCUGCCUCUCUCCCUGAUUCGUGAUAUCAGCAAGCUCGGGUUCACUGCUCUCAUUGCGGAUGCCUUCAUCCUUCUGGGCCUGCUGUACAUCUACUAUUACGAUGCUCGCACCCUGAUUGGCAAUGGCGGCAUUGCGGACAUCAAGGCCUUCAACCCAGCGACUUGGUCUAUGUUCAUCGGCACAGCCAUCUUCACCUACGAGGGUAUCGGCCUUAUCAUUCCCAUCCAGGAGUCGAUGAAACAACCGCGACGCUUCCCAGGCGUCCUGGCCGGUGUCAUGGUCAUUAUCACCUUGAUCUUUCUGUCCGCAGGUGCUCUAAGCUAUGCGGCCUACGGGUCUACCACCAAGACUGUCAUCCUUCUCAACCUGCCGCAGGAUGACAAGUUUGUCAACGUUGUGCAGCUCCUCUACUCGCUUGCCAUUCUGCUCAGCACACCCCUGCAGCUCUUCCCCGCCAUUCGUAUCCUAGAGAACGAGCUGUUUACACGCAGCGGCAAAUACAAUCCCUACAUCAAGUGGAAGAAGAACGUCUUCCGUUUCUUCUUGGUCGUUGUCUGUGCCUUUGUCGCCUGGUGCGGUGCGGAUGAUUUGGAUCGAUUUGUUUCGCUGGUCGGAAGUUUUGCUUGUGUUCCCCUGAUCUACGUGUACCCGCCCCUUCUCCAUCUCCGAGCAUGCGCUCAAUCAAGACGUCAGGUCAUCGCCGAUAUUACUCUUGCCACUUUCGGAGUAAUUUGCUGUGUUUACACAACCAGCUUGACCCUCCAAAACUGGGUCGCCGAUGAUGUUCCUCCAAGCCCUGGAUACUGCGAUUCGCAAUGA
Molecule: messenger RNA, 2241 nt
Organism: Penicillium canariense
Lineage: Eukaryota; Fungi; Ascomycota; Eurotiomycetes; Eurotiales; Aspergillaceae
Product: putative amino acid transporter
Exons: 2
Coding region: 1-2241 (746 amino acids)
Biological process (GO): amino acid transmembrane transport
Molecular function (GO): amino acid transmembrane transporter activity
Source: RefSeq, a predicted model, not a curated record